This is a messenger RNA of Sodiomyces alkalinus F11, 1520 nucleotides long. RefSeq names its product kinase-like protein. Gene Ontology annotation, molecular function: ATP binding; protein kinase activity. The coding region runs from base 1 to 1209 and encodes 402 amino acids. The record is from RefSeq and is a predicted model, not a curated record. The transcript has 2 exons. Gene Ontology annotation, biological process: protein phosphorylation. Lineage: Eukaryota; Fungi; Ascomycota; Sordariomycetes; Glomerellales; Plectosphaerellaceae.
AUGUCAACCUCACCCUAUGAGCACAUCGACGACGUCGAAAGACUCGACUACUAUCGGCCAGGGGGUUAUCAUCCCAUUGAGAUUGGGGAUAGGCUUCGAGAUCGAUAUAUUAUAGUACACAAACUCGGUUUUGGCAGUUACUCGACCCUUUGGCUGGCUCGGGACAGGCAACUGGCCAAGUAUGUCGCGAUCAAAGUGGGCACGGCGGACCACAGCUCCAAAGAGAUCGACCUUCUGAGCCAAUUGUCCGCCCGCACUGUUGAGAACGCACAGCCUGGUGGAAAUAUGAUACCCUUGAUACUGGAUCACUUCAACCUCGACGGACCGAAUGGAACACAUCCAUGUUCUGUCACUGCGCCGGCAAGAUGCAGUCUUGCUGAUGUCUUGGAGCCGGGCUCUGGCCCGUUCCAGCUUCAAGUCGCCCGAUCACUUGCCGCCCAGCUUGUUAUGGCGGUUUCGUACGUCCAUCAUUUGGGAUAUGUUCACGGGGGCGAGUACAUAUACUUGCCUGAACCUGUUGUCAGAGUUGAUGGACAGCCACUUUCACCAGGUGUCCCACCCCACGUCUAUCCGCCGAUCUGGCUCGGCAAAACUGGCCAAGAAUUUACUCUCCCAGAAGCCAGGCUCGUCCUCGCCGAUUUUGGGACGGCGUUCUGCCCUGCACAGGAAUCAAGGUUCGAGUCCUACACGCCACUUCAAAUUCGUCCACCUGAAGCAAGGUUCGAGCCGACAACGCCCCUGUCGUAUGCAUCUGAUAUCUGGAGUCUCGGGUGUGUAAUUUGGGGAAUCCUUGGAGUUAGACCAUUCCUCGAUAGCUGGUUAUUUGGGCCAGAUGACGCCACGGCGGAUCAGGUCGAUGCCCUUGGAUCAAUGCCGGAUGAAUGGUGGGAAAAUUGGGAGGGCAAGUCAAAGCGAUUUGACGAUAAUGGGAAGCCAAAGGAGGGACGCAAGGUAUGGACUUUUUACCAGCGAUUUCAAGAUGCGAUCCAGGAACCAAGAAGGAGAAGGGGACUGGAGGUGAUGGAUGAUCGGGAAAGAGAUGCUCUGUUCAGGAUGAUACGGGGCAUGCUCGUUUUUAUACCUGGUGAUCGUCUGAGCGUAGAUGAGGUGCUGCGAUCGGAUUGGAUGAGGACGUGCGCGAUUCCCGAAGCCGAGAAGACCUGGGGACGAAGGUUGCUCUGCAACGACCUCUUGUCCACAAAUGCAUAGGUGCCAAGCUCAAGUAAGGAGAGCUGUGGGCUGAUGGGGUCGUCCUUCACUGGACGCUCUGAAGUCGUUUCAAAUUGCUCGUCGCACUAUCUCACACCCUCGCGUACCUGGUUCUUCGUGUGUCCCAGCUAUCGGCCCAGCUGCACGCGGCACAAGCUUUAUCCCAUCGUUUCAUGCGAAGCAUCGUAUCCUACUAGCAUUGGUGCGAAGUCCUUCAGGAAGGUCCAAAUGGUGCCAGAGCCAAGGGCGGCCUUGCGGCUCAGUGCAGGCUUGGCCCGCCCUUAGCAGCCAGACACUGCCCAUUCUGAAGC